Phaedon cochleariae (mustard beetle) is the source of this 3112-nucleotide messenger RNA. The record is from the annotation of a GenBank genome assembly. NCBI's taxonomy places the organism in Eukaryota, Metazoa, Arthropoda, Insecta, Coleoptera, Chrysomelidae.
CGCCUCUGAAGCCAUACCAGACGAUUAUGCUAAUGAUUCCUGUUUUGCUACUAAUUUCUGGCGGGUUAUCUUCAAGACUUGUUUCUCAGUUUCAGAUUGCCGUUAAUAAUUGGGUGAUGUGUGUAUCAUGAAUUCUUUGCUAGUGCUGCUAUUUGUUUUGAAUUUUUAUGUUGGAGAGGCUCUGUCUCACAAUGACACCCCAAGAAAAGUAUCAAGAGAUGAUAAUGGAAACAGCACUCGUGAAAAACGACAAACUGAAGGAUGUAUAUUGCCACAGUUCCCAGAAAACGGACGAUGGGUUAUUUUGAACGGCCAAAAACAGCCAGGAGAUUUGGUGGAGAAGAGUACGGCCAUAAGGUUCGAAUGUUUCAGAGGAUUCAAGUUGACAAUCCCAGAUGUAGUCAAUGUGCCAGCAUAUAUUGUGUGUGACGGGGAUUGGUCCGGAACAUUCCCAAAAUGUCAUAGAUUGUGUCCUCCUUUAUUUUCCACACCGACGACAAUUUUAACGUGCCGUGAUAAAGAAGGGUACAAGAUCAGUUGUAGUGAGGCCACUAAUGGUACUCAAUUAACUUAUCAAUGUAUUGAUAAUGAAAUUUAUGAAGGUAACACAAGGCAGAAGGUUUUCUAUUGUGAAGACGGAUUAUGGGAUAAUACCAAACCAGAAUGUCAGCCAGUGUGUGGAAAGAAGAAUGUAAAUGCUAAACCACUUUCGAUUGGUAGUGAAAAUACCAAAUUAUACGAGUUUCCAUGGGUAGCAGCUGUGUACCUCAAAGUUAAUACUACACUGAGAAAUAAUUGCGGUGGCACCUUGAUCACUCCUAGAAUUGUUUUGACCGCUGCACAUUGUGUAUCUCGAAAGGGGUUACCCUUACCACACGAUGAAGUAGAAAUCGCUGCUGGAAAGCAAUACCUCGAAUAUGCCGACGAAAGAGACGAAAAAGCUCAAUAUCGCAAAGUGUCUUCAAUCAUACUGAACAGUGAAUACAAAGUCGAAAGAAGUUACCAAUAUGAUAUCGCUCUUCUUGUUGCUGAUAAAAGCUUCAAUUUGGGCCCAGAAGUGCAGCCAGCUUGUUACGACGACAUUCCUUUACCUCGCGUUGGAGCCAUUGGAGAGAUAGCUGGAUGGGGUGGAACAGAAGACGGUGUUCAGUCCGAUCAAUUGAAAACUCUGCAUAUUCCUUAUAAAGAACAGACAAGUUGUGCUCAAGAACUUCCUGCUGAUUUUGUGAAUAAAUAUUAUUUCCAUGACAAGAUAUGUGCUGGAUUUUUUCAACAAAAUAAGAGCGUUUGUAAAGGUGACAGUGGUAGUGGCCUUGUUUACAUCAAUCCACAGGAUAACAGGUACUACGUUCAUGGAGUUGUCAGCAUUGCUCCUCAGUCUCGUGAUAGUACUUGCAACUCCCAAGACAACACCCUGCUCACAAAGGUAUCGGUAUAUUAUUCUUGGAUUGAGAGAGAAAGCAAUAUCAUAGAACGUUGUACCUUACCUCCUUACCCCCAAAACGGCAAAUGGGAGUUGGAGAACGGCAUAAAAAAAAUGCCUGGAGAUACGAUUCAGAGUCCCAUCACCCUACUAUCCUUUUCAUGCAAUCCAGGCUACAUAUUGGAUAGUGCAGAUUCCAGAUACUACUGUGCAUCAUCAAGGUUUCCAAAUUGCAAGAUGGUGUGUCCAUUACUGUAUUUCUCCACCGAUGCAUUCAUUGAGUGCGUUGAUGAAACCAACCAGAAGAUAGUUUGCUCUGAAGCAGCUCAAGGAGCCAUUAUGACAUUCACAUGUCCCCGUAAAAAUGGUGAACAACAAUCUGGUUCUAUACAUUGUAACCAAGGAUCUUGGAACGGUCCACAACCGGAAUGUAUCACUAAAAAUCCACAAGGUCCUCCAAAGGGGACACCAAAACCUCCAGUCAUCGUGACAACUGCACCCACCAUUCCAGAUAUGAAAGUCAUAUGUACCUAUGAUGCUCAGUGGUAUCCGAACCAUAAGGUGAUUCCAGAAGAUUUUGAUCCGAAUCUUUGUACUCACCUGGUAUAUUCUUCUAUGGGUCUUUGGACUAAAGGAGAUGUGAAGGUCAGGAAUGAUUCAUUAGAAAUAGACGAAGAAGGAAAGAUUGGAUUAUACCAUAGAGUAGCUGAUAUGAAACUCAAGAAUCCAAAUUUAAAAAUUUUAUUCAGCGUUGGCGGAUCAGCAGUGACGGAUUACAAUUUAUUCAGGAGACUGGUAGGAGCAGUUGGUAGAACUCUGGGUUUUUUGGGAAGUGCUGGGUACUUCAUCAAUACUUAUAAAUUUGACGGCCUCAAUAUCGAUUGGGACUCUCCAAAGGAAGCUGAAAAGGAAAGAUUGAAUGUGUUUCUGGAAAGAGUCAGAGAGGACUUUGACAAACAUGGUUGGCUGCUCACUGCAUCUGUGCGGCCUGACUUCAGCGGCACUGGUUAUGAUAUUCCAAAAAUGAAUAAGCUAUUAGACUGGGUAACUGUCAAAUCAUACGAUCUCUAUGAUCCUGACACCACCUAUACAGGUAUCCAUAACGCCCUUUCGGCAUCUUCCAAAGAUAACGAAGAUGAAAAAGCCCAUCGGAAUAUGCACGCUAUCGCUAAUAACUGGCUAGCUGCUGGACUGAGCAAAGAAAAACUUGUACUGAGCAUCGCUUUCCACGGUAGACUUCUGAUUUUGACAGAUGACGACAAUCAUUCUCUUCGUUCACCAAUAAUCGGACCAGGACCAAAUAAGGGUUUUCUGAGAUAUUAUGAAAUAUGUUCGAAAUAUGGCGGAUACGUGAAAGUUUGGGAUGAUGAACAGAAGUCACCGUAUAAAUAUAAGAAUAAAGAAUGGUUCAGUUACAAUGACGAGAAAGCAGUUAAAAAAAGGGCAGCUUAUGUCAAAUCAAAAGGGUUCAAAGGAGUUAAUGUGUGGCCAAUCGAUGGAGAUGAUGUUCGUGGGAAAUGUGGAACAAAACAGGUUUUAUUGAAAGCUGUCCAUGAGGGAUUGGGUGGGACUUGAAUAUGACUACACAUUGUACUUGCAUAAAUAUGAUCUCAUGUGUUGAAAAUAUAAUAAUAUACCUCUUCAUCAGUUGAAAUGAGAUUGGUCGAUUUUAUUCCAAUUAUCUGAAGG